AUGGAUGCAUCGUGGUCUGAUGCAGGCAGGCACGGACCCAGCGGUUGCAUCAGUAACUGCAACACAUACUUAUUAACAGCCGAGCGUCUUGUCCUGCAUGCCUCAUGCAGCAACUGUGACAGUGGAGAUGUGUCUUUCCAAUGGAGUCUUCAAUCAGAUGAUAGCUCAAUUAUAAGUGAUAUAUCUACCCAGACUACGACAGGUCUUGACCAAUCCUACCUGGUCAUCAAACCUCAUACCUUUGAUUCCUUUUCUGAAAGCACUGGCAUUGCUUUACAAGUUACAGGUUACCUGUCCAAUUCCACUUCAGGCGGCUAUUCUGAAUUCAGUGUCCAACUCAAUGCUCCACCCACAUUAGGCAACUGUUCUGUUACACCCAUAGAAGGUUAUGCCUUACAAACUGACUUCACUGUGACAUGUCAAGGAUUUACUGAUGUGGAUAACCCCCUAACUUAUGAGAUUAUGUCGUACAGUGAUGUCAAAGUUGCGGAUGGAGACUUCAUUGGUGUUGGAGAAGGUUUUCAACUACAUGAAGGCAGUGAGUCAUCACAGGAUGGUUUCAAUCUCCCCGUUGGAGAUGGUGCACAUGAUUAUACUAUCCUGUUUCAGGUUAAUGUGAAAGACAACUUCAUGGCUAGUACAUCAGUGUUCUUUACAUGUAUGGUCCGCCCUCCUACCAUAGAUACUGGAGGGGCAAACAUGACUCAGGAACUGCUGAACAUGACAUCGUCUGUUGAAUCCAGUGUGAAUACGUUAUUAGCAGUGGGAGAUACAGGACAAGCUACGCAGUUGAUCAGUGCCCUUGGUUCAAUCCUGAAUUCCAUUGGAGAUGGGGAUGAUGAUGCUGCUGCUGAUGAUGAAGGGAGGGAUACCAGAUCAGAGAUCCGCUCUACUCUUGUUGACUCUAUUGCUGCUAUACCAGUGGAGUCCAUGACAUCCCUGAAACAAAGUUCUGCUGCCCUCGCUGUCAUUACUCAAAACAAGCAAGAAAUUUCUACUGACGUACAGGUAAAAGCCGCAAAUGCACUGUCUGAAAUGACAUCCUUUCUGAAAGCUGAAUCUGGGUCUCAUACUCAAGGUCAAAGUACUAUAGAGUCUGCUGGUACCGUUCUGGUUGAGGGGUUGUCGAAUAUCUUCAGUGCUGCCAAGGAAACUCAAACUCACAUUUCUAACAAAACUUCUCCAGUUGAAGCUGAAGAUGAGGCAACACCCAAUAAGAACCUGACCGAAGUUGCCCUAUCAGCAAUCAAUGACAUCCAAGAUGCAAUAGUUGCAGGCAAGAUUCCCAGUGAAGAAGCGACCAUCAUAACAUCUCCUACACUUAGCUUAGCAGUGGGGAGUAUCAGCAAGGAAAAGCUGGCUGAGACAACCUUUGGAGGUUCAGAUGAUGAUGAUGGUAUUGGUAGAUUUGAAAUGCCAUCUCAAGAAGGUGUGUUGGAUGAUACUCUAAGCAACGUUAAUGGGACAGUGGUUAGCUUGCAGACAUCAGCUCUGAGAUGGAACCCUUUCAGUUGGGGAGCUGGUAGUGACUCCCUGAACUCUAGUAUCAUUGGAAUACAGUUGAAAGUGGAUAACAAUGCAUUACAAGUCAAAGACCUGUCUGAUGACAUCAGUGUGUACCUACCAGUAGAAGAACCCUUUAUAGGUGACCCAAUGGUUGUCCAUAUCACCAAGGAGUUCUCCGCAUCUAUCUCUGUCAACCAAUCAUCGCUCCCAGAGGACGGGGCCUUACACCUUAGAGUCUUAGCUGAGAAUGAACCCUUAGUAGUCCUUACAGUCUGCAUUACCAAUAUUACUAUCAAUGAGACCAGCUGUGUUGGUAAUGCUACUGUGGUACGUGCCACCAAUGAGGAUAGUGUUGUGAAUUUUACAUGGAGCAUCUCUGUAGCUGACCUAAAAGUUGCAGAUGGUAUAAUGAUAAGUCUGUAUGAUGGUAUAGAUGAACCUCUCUAUGUACAUGACAACAUCACACUCUCUGUUUUCAUGCAUACAUCACAAUGUACUUUUUGGAAUGAAGAUGAAGAGUCAUGGGACAGCACAGGGUGUAAGGUCGGUCCUCUCUCUAAGCCCUCGUCAACCCACUGUCUCUGCAAUCAUCUGACCUUCUUUGGGUCAGCACUCUUUGUUCCACCAAACAAGAUCAAUAUCUUCCAGGAUGCUAAGUUAUUCCUGACCUUUGUGGAUAACCCCAUUGUGGUCAGCUUUGUGAUGUGUAUUCUGGCAGGCUUUGUCUUAGUGGCGGUAUGGGCAAGGAGGAAGGAUAAACGAGAUGCUGCAAGAGCUGCAGUCACUGUGUUGGAUGACAAUGACCCAUUCCAUCAUUACCGUUAUGAUGUCACCAUAGUCACAGGGAUGCGCCGUGGUUCAGGCACAACAGCAACUGUUACACUAACUCUGAUGGGCAAGAAUGGUCGCAGCGAUCCACACGUCCUGCAUGACAGGUUCUCACCUGUCUUGACCAGAGGUUCGACAGAUUCGUUCUUGUUGACCACUGCAGAAGGUCUCGGAGAAAUUCAAUCUUUAAGGCUGUGGCAUAACAAUGCUGGCACUAGUCCUCACUGGUAUGUGAGCCAUUGCGUAGUCCAUGAUCUGGAGAGUGACGAGCGCUACUACUUCAUCUGCAACAGUUGGAUGAUGAUUGGAGGUGGAGGGGUUGGUCUUGACAACACCUUCCAUAUUGCAUCAUCCAAAGACUUGCACAAGUUUGGACACCUGUUCACUGCCAGGACUGUACGUGAUCUGCGUGAUGGCCAUCUGUGGUUGUCUGUUCUGAUGCGUCCAAAGCACAGUAACUUCACCUGUCUGCAGCGAGCAUUCUGUUGCCUGUCCCUUCUCAUGUGCUCUAUGAUGACAAGCAUUAUGUUCUACGGAAUCCCAAAUGAUCCAGCCGAUCAGGUCAUGGACUUUGGCACUUUUAGAAUUACCAUCAAAGAGAUCAUCAUCGGCAUUGAGAGCUCUCUAAUCGCCUUCCCAAUCAAUCUCCUCAUUGUGCAGAUCUUCAGACACAUCAGGCCAAGUAUCAAACUUCGAACAGCUGCUAACAAAGAAAAAUACAUGGUAAAACUGAAGCCCGAAAUUGCCCAUUCACUUUCAAGUAUUGAAUUGACCAAGAAGGAAGAUUCGGAAAGGGAGUCUGCUGAUGAUAAAUUGACAUUAAAAAGCCUGACAAAAUCCAUCCAACAUAAAGACAGAGAAGUCUCUUCCCAACAAUCACCAGAAAGGACUUCUCGUCAUUGGGUUGGUGGAGGUGAUAGUUCUUCCACAUCUUCCAAAGAUAACAACCCUGUAAACGCCUCAUCUGCUUCUUCUACCACUUCUCUGCCAUCAUGCAUUUCUUUGAAUAGUACGCUAUUCCACCAGGAGAUGGAAGACUUUGUCCUUCGAUCCGUCUCUGCAGUCAUGAAAGAAUGGGGAAGUGACAAGAGUUCAAAGCGUGUAGAGGUAUUUGGACACGGAGGGCUAGAGAAAGUCGAUAGAACACGGAGUGAAACUACUGACGACACAACCACUCAGUCAGUCAAACAAAUACCUAAUUACGUGAAAGAGGGAAUCGAUACUGAAGAAAAUAGCCGUGACUACAAUUCUGAUCUCAUGGGAAAGAAAUGUGAUGGUUUCACCCAUAACUUCUACCUGUACUCACGGUUGAUGGAAAUGGUCAAGGAUCUAUCAGUCAUAUCUUCAGACAGGUUCUAUGACCCUGAAGAACACAAACAAGCUAUGAGGGAAGCCCAGACCAUCGUCAUGACAGCAUUGGAUAUUGAGACACCUCCCAUAUCACCUGAUGAGUCUCUGCUAUCAGAUUCUGUGGUAGAAGGAAAGAUUAAGCUGAAACAGAGAACCAGGGGUCUUCCACAUGCAUGCGUGUACAUUGCAUGGUUGUUGGUGUUUGCAACCGUGCUCGCUUCUUGUUACAUCACGAUGCUUUAUGGCCUCAAAUAUGGCAAACAAACAAGCAUCGACUGGUUGAUCUCUCUGUUUAUAGCUACCUUUCAGAGCAUCUUCAUCACACAGCCCAUCAAGGUUCUGUUCCUUGCCAUCUUUGUUUCACUUAUCUUCAAGCAGAUUGAACCAGAAGAAGACUUCAGUGAUGACAUUGAGGAACUCCAAGUAGAUGAUGCUACACAGACUCGCAGAGCACUUCAGAAACGAAGGAACACCAUCGCCCAUUACCAUCCCCCAGCUACCUCCACCAUAAACUCCCACCUGAAGAACAAGCAAUUGCAGGCUCGCAUGUAUUCCCUGCUGUGGCAGAUUGCUGGUUUCUUAUGUUUCUUCUAUCUGCUCAUCACUAUCACAUACAGUCAGAGAGAUAGGCAGGCGUACUGGAUGACCAGAGGUACAAAGGGACUCUUCUUCCAUCACAAGAAUAAAGACUAUGCAUUGAUGAAUGACUUCCGUAGUUUCCUGACGUGGGCUAACUCAACACUCCUGCCUGGUCUUCUUAGUGAGGAUAGAUGGGGAGCCGAGAAGCAAUCCACGUUGAUUGGUGGGGGUCUGAGACUAAGGCAAAUCAGGGUUAAACCAAGUUCCUGUAAAACUUACCCUUUGUUCGUAGAUCUGAUCAAUGACUGCCGAGCCCCUUUUACUUCGGAUUCAGCGGACAGGGAAUUAUACAAUGCAUCUUGGAGUCAGCCCAUAGUUAACACAUCUGCCUUCUUGAACUCAUCUCAGACAGUGGAAGAGUGGAGUCUUUCCAACUACUCUCCCUGGCACUUCUACCCAGACAGAUCUACAGGAAUGUGGGGCCACACAAUGGUCCUUCCAAACAGUGGCUACAUCUGGGUACUGGGCACCAACUACGAAGAGGCUGUGAAUUCCUUGGCAGAGAUGGUGAAUGCCCGAUGGUUGGAUGCCCGCACCAGAGCCCUCUUUGCAGAGUGGACAGCAUACAAUGCAAACACCAAUCUUUUCUGUGUAGUUACAUUCCUCAUGGAGACCCCCGCAUCUGGCGGAAUGCUGAAGCUUCCCGAGGUACAAGCAGUUAGGCUGCAUCGUUACGCUGCAAACUAUAAACUCUUUGUCAUCAUCUGUGAAAUCCUCUUUGUUUUGGCCCUCUUCUUUGUCAUGUAUCGAGAGUACCUCAGGUACAAGCCCAUCGGUAUCAGGAAGUACCUCAGUGACAAAUGGAACUUGUUGGAAAUUGCCAUCAUUGUCAACUGCUAUGUAUCUGCAGGAUUAUACACCUACCGCUACAUUAUCACCAAGCAGCUCUUCCAGGAAAUGAGAGACGAAUCAGUUCGCUUUGUAAGUUUCCGUUCUGCAGCUAGCAGUGACAAUGCUCUAGGAUAUAGCUUUGCAGUUAUCAUCAUCCUUAGCUGUGUCAAGUUUCUUUAUCUCUUGCGUCUCAACCCUCGCAUGUAUCUUCUCACUGCUGUCAUGUCUGACUGCUACCAUGAGGUCACUGCAUUCAGCUUUCUGCUCUUAGUCCUAGUACUUAGCUUUGCCUUUCCCAUGUCCAUCACCUUUGGUAGCCUUCCGGACUAUCGUGAUAUCACCAAAUCAGCAAUCACUCUCUUCAACACACUUCCAGGUAACUUUGUCUAUGAUGACUUGAUGUCCGUUAAUCGAACAAUUGGUCCGCUUACUCUUCUGAUAUUCCAGUACUGGGGCUUUUAUCUAUUUUUAGAUCUUUUGAUAGCUGCCCUCAAUGAAAGCAUGGUGACCAUCAGGAGAAAUCCUCCUCCACCUUCAGGGAACAGAAUGAUAGGUCUUCUGCUUUUGUCAAAGAUAUUCUCUUUGCUGGGUAUCCCAGGAAGGUUUCACAUAGGACUGGAUUAGAAAUAUAUAAAGCAAGAAACUG
Messenger RNA from Lytechinus variegatus (green sea urchin), 5800 nucleotides. RefSeq names its product polycystic kidney disease protein 1-like 2. Gene Ontology annotation, molecular function: protein binding; calcium channel activity; calcium ion binding. The coding region runs from base 1 to 5778 and encodes 1925 amino acids. Gene Ontology annotation, biological process: detection of mechanical stimulus. Gene Ontology annotation, cellular component: membrane. The transcript is spliced from 18 exons. The record is from RefSeq and is a predicted model, not a curated record. Lineage: Eukaryota; Metazoa; Echinodermata; Echinoidea; Temnopleuroida; Toxopneustidae.